Ceutorhynchus assimilis (cabbage seed weevil) is the source of this 2041-nucleotide messenger RNA. Lineage: Eukaryota; Metazoa; Arthropoda; Insecta; Coleoptera; Curculionidae. The record is from the annotation of a GenBank genome assembly.
GCUUGCCGACCACAAGACAAAUCCUGUGCAUUUUUUCACAAAUUAUCGACUUUUGACGAAUGGUAAACGAACUCUCAUCCUUAGAAGCCCUCAGGGUCGCAUUUAUCCCAUUUUAAGCAGUGAAACCAAAAUCAGUUGUACUUGUGUGAAAAGUGAUGAUCGUGCACCUACAAAACUAGACUGAUAAAUUAUUACUGUUAAAAUGGCUAUAGGAACAACAAAAGUUGUGCAGGUGACCAAUAUUGCACCACAGGCCACCAAAGAUCAGAUGCACGUACUCUUUGGAUAUCUGGGCAAGAUCGAAGAUAUCAGAUUAUAUCCUACAGUGAGAGAUGUGUCUAUUCCUGUUCAGUCUCGCAUUUGUUACAUAAAGUUCACCGAUUCUACAACUGUGGGCAUUGCUCAGCACAUGACAAAUACUGUUUUCAUUGACCGAGCCUUGAUAGUAAUACCCGUACAGAAUGGCGAAAUUCCAGACGAGUAUUAUGCACUUGAGAUGACCAGAAAUGGUGCAGUUGUGCCAGGUUUAAAUGUUAAUGAGCCAAAAUUACCACCUCAUGUUGUGAACUCUGUCCAUGGAUCAGGAGCAGAUCAGGUUAUUAUCACAAUUGACUCCACAUUAGAGACUAAUGGCCUGCCUAAUUAUCCACCACUUCCAGCUACCUUUGACAGUAUUAAGGUAGAAGAAACUCGUAGGACUCUACUUGUUCAGAACAUUGACCCUUCAAUAACCAAUGAGGAAUGGAUAAGACAUUUUUCUUCUGCUGGUGAAGUCAAAUAUCUUCGUACAUGCAGCCGCACUUCAGAUGAUUCUAAGCAUUUGCUAAUUGAAUUCACCGAUCAAUCUAGCAUUAUUAAUGCUCUCAAAAUGAGUGAAACUGAAUUUAAAGGAACCACAUUGCAGUUGCAGCAUGCUACCCAGCCCAUCAAUAAACCACAAGCAAAAAGCAAUGAAGCAGCUCAAAAAGAAAUUGAAGAAGCAAUGUCAAGAUUCAAAGAAGCCCAAAAUAUGAUUAAUGCAACCAUCGAACCUGUAAUUGGAAUGCUAACUAAGGACAAGAAAGGUUCCAGAAGGUCAAGAUCCAGAUCCAGAUCUAGGGGAAGAAGACGCAGAUCAAGAUCCAGAUCUCGUCGUCGCUCUAGAUCAAGAAGACGUCGUUCUACAUCCAGAAAAAGAUCAAGAUCCAGAGAACGCCGUCGCAGGUCCAAAUCCAGGUCAAGAAGGCGGUCUCGUUCAAGAUCAACAAAACGUCGCUCCGGAUCCAAGACUCGUAAAAGUCGUUCCAAAUCCAGAAAAAAGUCAAGAUCAAGAGACAGAAAACCUAGAGCCCUAUCAAGAGAUAGAAAAUCCAGAGAUAAAUCCAAGGAACGAAAACGUUCCAAAGAUAAAUCUAAAGAAAGAGAUAAAUCCAAAGAACGCAAAAGUCACGGUGAUUCCAAAGCAAAGGAUAAACCAGUUGAUUCUAAAGAUAAGAAAAGUGACAAUGUUGAUGUUGAGAAGAAGCGCUCCAAAUCUCGCAGUAGAAGCCGUAAAAGAUCCAGAUCUAGAGACAGGAGAGACAAAAAACGAUCAAGAUCAAGGGGAAGCAGAAGGAGAUCACCCAUGACACCCCCUCGCCGCAGAAAAAGCCGUUCUCGUACUAGAGACAGGGAUCGAGACAGCAAAAGAAAAGAUAAAAAAGAAAGAAAACGUUCCAGAUCAAGGUCUCGAUCUAGAGAUAAGAAAGAAGGCAGUAGUAGGGCUAAAUCUAGAAUAAAGUCAAGAUCUAGAUCUAGAACAAGAUCUAAAGUGUCUAAGGGAAAGGAAAUUAUUGAAAAGGCCCAAUCUGGAAAUAAUAGGUCUCUAGAGACUAAUGAAGAUUAUGAGAAGGAUUCUGGAGAAAAGUCAGAUAAUAUGGAUAUAUCUAAUUCACCAUAGUUUUUUUUUCAGUUUAUUUUUGUCAAUGUUUAAAAUAACAUUUAACUUAGGUGUAAGAGUUUUAGUUGUGUACCUAAUAAUUGUCUGAAUAAAAAUUGCCUCAUGUUGAGCAAAUAAACAUGA